AUGUCCUCCAUUUCUCCCCACCAAACACCUUCCAUCUUCAGAGCAUACUUACAACAUCUCUCACCUUCCAACUUUAGAAUCAAAAGGCUAAGUAGCUUACCUAAGGGAGCAGAAAUGGAAAGCGGGAACAAGGGCUCUUCAGCAGGAAGCAACAACAAUAAGGCUGCAUCUUCUGCAAAACCUGCUGGCUCCUCUUCUGCAGCAACUGGCUCUGGAACCAUGAAGGCCCCUGGAGCUGACCAUCACAUUUCGAGGGCCGAGUUUGAGAAGAACCCUUCUGCCUACUUUCAGAAUCUCCACAAGAAGUAG
This is a messenger RNA of Linum trigynum, 309 nucleotides long. The record is from the annotation of a GenBank genome assembly. Lineage: Eukaryota; Viridiplantae; Streptophyta; Magnoliopsida; Malpighiales; Linaceae.